AUGGAUGAGAUCCUGACGCAUCUGGAGAAGGGCCUCGAGCAGAGAAUCGAAGAAAUGAAGCAGGGAAUGACGCGGCACCUCCUUUUGGCUGGGUGCAGCAGCCUCCAGACGGAGGCCUUCAAGAAAGCCUUUCAGUUGUUUUGGGCACGUUGUUCGGCAGCCGUCAAGGAAUUCGUCGCCAAAUCGUUGGAAGCCAUACGCCAAGCGUCGCUACGUUGCGCAUCUGAGAUGGGUCCAUACACGUCUGAUGGAAAGCAUGGAGCAGUGUCGGCAUUUGUGAAACCGCUUUUGGAGCACACCAUGCGCAAUGCAGGGUAUACCCCGACGAUCCAGAGGGGAGGCGGCAAGGCUCCCAAGCCCGAGCUUGACGACAACGCGCGCAAGGCUCACAAAAAAAACUCCAGAGGGAAAAUGGCGGCGCUGAAAAACGACGUUCGUCAAGCUGUGGCCAAGACGGAGCUCUUCGAUCAUGUCCGGUCUACUUAUUAUAAUACUGCGAAGCGGAACAUGCGCAAAAUGUAUAACGAUCUGACGCAGCAAUUGCAGACGGAGAGCAGGACCUUGGGCGCCCAGAUCAAGGCCAUUGAGGCUGGCCAGCCUGAGGUAGUGCGAACCGAAGCGGAGAAAGAACAGAUUGCCCACUUGCGAGGUUUGAUGCAAGACUGGCAGGAGCAGAUCUCUCAGGUUCGAUCGUUGCUCAUCGACAAUGGCCUGAAUCUGCAGUCACAGAGUCUUGGAUCGGGCGAGAACGAACCGGAAGGCAUCGGUCAUAGUGAGACUUCACUCGAAGACCAAUUUGAUUCCAACAGUAACGGUCCUGACAUCAGUGGAUUCGUUCACGAGGAAGCCGUCCACGACGACAAUGGCAACGAAGAUAAUAUCAAGCAGGAGGGAAUAAGCCCUGACACAGCAUUUGGCUAUGCUACAAACUCUGAAGUUUAG
Messenger RNA from Dothidotthia symphoricarpi CBS 119687, 942 nucleotides. RefSeq lists its product as uncharacterized. The record is from RefSeq and is a predicted model, not a curated record. The transcript has 2 exons. Lineage: Eukaryota; Fungi; Ascomycota; Dothideomycetes; Pleosporales; Dothidotthiaceae. The coding region runs from base 1 to 942 and encodes 313 amino acids.